CCUAAAGUAAAUGCCAUAUGGCAUCUCUGAGGGGUGGGAGCUGAGCUGAUUGCAUAAUGCUCUUGAACAUCUGACCAAUAACUGUUCACACUUUCUAACUUUCUGUCUAUUUGCUCUUUUGAAGUUCGUCCUCAGUGCAGGUCAACAGGUGCAGUACGAUGGCUGCCUUCCUUCAUCACUGCCCCUUCCUGAAGUCCGUCCCAAAGCCAGCUUUGCGGAGGACAGGGGCCACCUUCCUGUCUCUGGCCAAUCGAUGCCCCAUCAUCGCCCGUCAGAUCAGUGUGAGUUGCCCAGCCAACCUGGAUGCCAAGCUGAGCGUCUCACCUAUCACACUGAAGACCAACCAACUUCCCACUGUCGACGAAAAGAGACGUUUUGCUCAAACGGCUGCUCAGGUGGCUGUGACUGCUUCAAAGGGUUGCCCUUUUGUAAAUUCUCAGAUUGGGAUGGUCCGUGCCAGCCCUGAAGUACAGGAGGACCUCCAAGAAGGUUUGAUGGCUUCACUGUUGAAGGGUUUAAAGGAAUCAGUCCUCCCAACAUCGGUUCAAACAAGCAGUGUCACCCAUCUCCUCAAAGACAACAUGGAUGGCCCCAGCUUCGACUAUGACAGCUUCUUCACUGAGAAGAUUGCUGAGAAAAGGAAAGACCACACAUACAGAGUUUUUAAGACCGUAAACAGGAGCACUGAGGCCUUCCCGUUUGCUGAGGAUUACUCCAUCACUGGGCGGGAGGGCUCGCAGGUGUCCGUCUGGUGUAGCAACGACUACCUGGGGAUGAGUCGCCAUCCCCGGGUCCUCGGUGCAAUCAGGGAUGCCCUGGACAGGCAUGGUGCAGGAGCAGGAGGGACCAGGAACAUCUCAGGCACCAGUAACUUCCAUGUGUCUCUGGAGAAGGAACUGGCCCAAUUACACCAAAAGGAUGCAGCACUGGUCUUCUCCUCUUGCUUUGUGGCAAAUGACUCCACUCUCUUCACUAUGGCUAAAAUGCUUCCAGGGUGCGAGAUCUACUCUGACGCAGGGAACCACGCAUCGAUGAUUCAGGGCAUCAGGAACAGCAGAGCCAAACGCUUCAUCUUCCGCCACAAUGACAGCCAACACCUGGAGGAGCUCCUGCAACAGUCUGACCCCAAGACACCUAAAAUAGUGGCAUUUGAGACAGUGCACUCAAUGGACGGUGCCAUAUGUCCUCUGGAAGAACUGUGCGAUGUAGCUCAUCGUUAUGGAGCCCUGACAUUUGUUGAUGAAGUUCAUGCUGUGGGCCUGUAUGGAGCCCACGGAGCUGGAGUGGGUGAGAGGGACAAUGUUAUGCACAAAAUUGACAUUGUCUCUGGGACCUUAGGCAAAGCCUUUGGCUGUGUUGGAGGAUAUAUUGCCAGCAGCGCCGCCCUGGUGGACACAGUGCGCUCCUACGCAGCUGGUUUCAUCUUCACCACUGCCCUGCCCCCAAUGGUCCUGUCUGGAGCCCUGGAGUCUGUCCGGAUCCUGAAGAGCCCAGAGGGGCAGGCCCUCCGCAGAGCCCACCAGAGGAACGUCAAACACAUGAGGCAGCUGCUCAUGGACAACGGCCUGCCUGUGGUCAACUGUCCCAGCCACAUCAUCCCCAUACACGUGGGCAAUGCUGAACUGAACACCAAGGUGUGUGACAUCCUGCUGGAAAGGCACAACAUCUACGUGCAGGCCAUCAACUACCCCACAGUGCCUCGUGGUGAGGAGCUGUUGCGUCUGGCUCCGUCUCCUCACCAUGACCCCGCCAUGAUGAAGUACUUUGUGGAAAAACUGGUGGAGGUGUGGCAGGAAGCAGGGCUCCUGCUCAGCCGCCCAGCGACAGCUUCCUGCACCUUCUGUGACCGUCCGCUGCACUUUGACCUUAUGAGCGAGUGGGAGAAAUCUUACUUUGGCAACAUGGAACCACAAUACAUUACUGUGUCUGCAUAAUGCCAAAGUACACAUAGGGCCUUAACACAAGCUACAUACAUAUGCUAAGUGUAAAUUUAAUGCUAUAUUCAACAUCCUUUUAAAUGAUAAAGUACUACUUCAUGUACAUUGAAAAGAGUACUAAAGUAUUUAAACAUUCUUUAAUGUCAGUGGUUUGGACCAAAUUCCAGUAUUUCUCUUUUCCUGCAUUUAUGCUUACUAAAGUGUGUUUGCCAUCAAGGAUAUGAUUAAAUAAAGUUGUGCAUCCUCCAUUUUAAAAGCAUAAAACCUGCACAAUGGGCACUUUCUUAAAUAUCUUAUCUAGUUGUGAUGGUUUGAAUUAAACUAUGCUUUUUAAUUUCA
Molecule: messenger RNA, 2276 nt
Organism: Scatophagus argus
Lineage: Eukaryota; Metazoa; Chordata; Actinopteri; Scatophagidae
Gene: alas2
Product: aminolevulinate, delta-, synthase 2
Exons: 10
Coding region: 159-1934 (591 amino acids)
Biological process (GO): heme biosynthetic process; erythrocyte development; hemoglobin biosynthetic process
Cellular component (GO): mitochondrial matrix; mitochondrion
Molecular function (GO): 5-aminolevulinate synthase activity; pyridoxal phosphate binding
Source: RefSeq, a predicted model, not a curated record